Messenger RNA from Gossypium raimondii (Peruvian cotton), 6146 nucleotides. RefSeq names its product putative disease resistance protein At3g14460. The transcript has 14 exons. Bases 287 to 4489 code for a protein of 1400 amino acids. NCBI's taxonomy places the organism in Eukaryota, Viridiplantae, Streptophyta, Magnoliopsida, Malvales, Malvaceae. Gene Ontology annotation, molecular function: ADP binding. The record is from RefSeq and is a predicted model, not a curated record. Gene Ontology annotation, biological process: defense response to other organism.
CUGUAAGCUAUACGUCUUUGUAGAGCAUCCAGAAUAUUUUAAAGUUUCUUAUCUACAUGAUGGAGAAUAUAUAAAAGAAAAAGAGUGUUUGUAUAACUUUUUUAUUAUCGAAUAUUAUCCCUAAAUGUUAUGGUGGUUGGUAUGAUAAGCUAUGAAGCAAGGUAUAGGUUGCCGGAGAUAAAACGAAGGGGUCAAUCAAAGGUAAUGGUUUCCGUGCCAGGUCAAAAAAAGCUUCCUUCAUUUUACCAGCUCCUACGCUUUUUUGUCUUCUUUUGUCUUGUCCUUGAUGGAAGCUAUUGCUUCCUCCUUGGUAGAGGCGGUCGUGUCUGGGAUGUUUCGUUCCUUGUCGGACCACUUCUCCUCCACCCACUUCAACAAAUUUGCUCGGAAGGAGAAGAUUUUAUCCGAGCUCAAGAAGUGGGAAAUUUUGCUGCUCAAAAUCAAUGCUUGCCUGGAAGAUGCUGAGGAAAAACAAUCCAAAAGCUGCUCCGUCAAACUGUGGCUACGGGAUCUAAGAGACAUUGCUUAUGCCGCCGAAGAUAUUAUCGAUGAGCUUGCCUAUGAAGCUCGGCGCCGCCAAAUGAAGGAAGACGCAGGUCCUUCUUCCUCCACCCACAAGAUGAUGAGGAAAUAUGUGUCAGCUUGCUGUGUAAAUUUUAAUCCUUCAACUCUUAAGUUCAGCACCAAAGUGGAGUCCAAAAUAAAGAAGCUUACUGCUAGACUGGAAGCGGCCGUUGCCAUAAAGAAUGAUUUGAGUUUAGAAGAGAACGAUAGAGGAAGGCGUGAAAGAGUGACAGAGAGGCUGAGAACCAGUUCACUCGUUGAACCUCGUGUCUACGGCAGGGAAAAAGAUAAAGAGGUCAUUCUUGAUAUCCUGAUGAAUGAUGCUGAUGAGGGCUUUGGUGAUAUCGCUGUGGCUUGCAUUUGGGGUAUGCCAGGAGUGGGUAAAACCACACUGGCCCAGUUGGUGUACAAUGAUAUCAAAGUUGAAAGCUCUUUCGAUUUGAAAAUCUGGGUUUGUGUCUCUGAGGAAUUUGAUGUUAUUAGGCUGACGGCGAUAAUGCUUGAAGCUGUUACUUCGGCGAGUUGGAAUUCAAAGGAUCUAAACUUACUUCAAGUAAGCCUAAAGGAGAAGUUGUCUGGGAAGAAGUUUCUUCUUGUUUUAGACGAUGUUUGGAAUGAGAACUAUGAACAAUGGGAGGCCUUAUGUAAGCCUUUUAUUGCAGGGGCAGCGGGAAGCAAAAUUCUUGUGACAACUCGAAAUGUAGAUACUGCGUCAAUAAUGGCUCCUUGUGGAACUUAUCAUCUAAGGGAACUCGCAGACAAAGAUUGUCUCUCGUUGUUCACUAGGCAUGCUCUUGGCGGUUCAGAUUUUGACGGGCACCCAAACCUAAAAACCUUCGGUGAGGAAAUAGUAAAGAAGUGCAGCGGCUUGCCAUUGGCGGCUAAGACCCUGGGAGGACUCCUUCGUACUAAAAGGAACUCUGAUGAGUGGGAAGACAUAAUGAAUAGUAAGAUUUGGCAUUUGCCUGAAAAAGGAAACAGCAUCCUUCCAGCUUUGCUAUUGAGCUAUCAUCACCUUCCUUCCCAUCUCAAGCGUUGUUUUUCUUAUUGUGCCAUAUUUCCGAAGGAUUAUGAAUUUGACAAGGAGGAGCUGAUUCGUUUGUGGAAGGCAGAGGGUUUCUUGCACCACACCAAAAGGAAGAAGCAAAUGGAAGACAUAGGAAUUGAAUAUUUUCGUGACUUAUGGUCGAGAUCUUUUUUCCAACAAUCAACUAUUAACAAAAACAGGUAUGCGAUGCAUGACCUUAUAAAUGAUCUAGCUCAAUUUGUUUCCAAAGAAAUAUGCUUCUUCAACAAUGGAGACAAAUUAAACGAUGGAGUUAAACUUGAGAGCUUUCGGCAUUUUUCAUUCCUUCGUCACCAGUAUGAUGUUUCGAAACGAUUCGAAAUGUUGUCUCAAAUGACCAGUUUAAGAACAUUGGUAGCAUUACCAAUUCAUAUGUUGCCCAUGGCAGCAAGUUCCUUUUUAACCAAUACUGUCUUACAACAGUUUGUACCAAAGUUAGGCUGCCUAAGAGUCUUGAGUCUCAAUGGUUAUUGCAUUGAUGAGCUACCGCAUAGCAUAGGUGAUUUGAUACACUUACGGUACUUGAAUUUAUCUCGAACCAGCAUCAAAUCAUUGCCUGAAUCCGUUGGAUCUCUUUUCAACUUACAAACAUUGAUACUGCAUGGGUGCAAGAACCUCACAAAGCUGCCUCGAGCUAUUGAGAAUCUGAUCGAUCUUUGUGUUCUUGAUCUUACUGAUACUGAUAGUUUAAAAGAGAUGCCGAUGCAGAUUGGUAACCUGAAAAAUCUAAAGGUCUUGUCCAAAUUCAUCGUUCGAAGGGAUAGCGGGUCUGGCAUCAAAGAAUUGAAGGGCUUGUUGCAUUUGCGAAAGGAGAUUUCCGUUAUUGGACUGGAAAAUGUGGUUGAUACUGGAGAAGCUAGGGAUUAUGUUCUAAAGGAUAAGAAUAAGCUUGAGGGGUUGCAUUUGCAAUGGGGCCAUGAAUCCUUUGAUCAUCGAAAUGGCGAAAAUGGAUUACCUGUUUUCAACAUGCUACAACCUCAUCAAGACAUUAAAAGAGUUAGAGUUGCUUGCUAUGGUGGCACAAAGUUUCCAUCUUGGUUAGGUGGUUCCUCAAUGGCUAAUAUUGCAGAUAUAAACCUCUCAAACUGUAGAAAUGUCAUGUCCCUUCCAGCACUUGGGAGACUACCCUCACUGAAGAAGCUGUCACUAACAGGCAUGAAUGGAGUCAAAAGAUUGGAUUUUGAGUUUUUUGGAGACAAUUUACCUUCUUCAAAACCUUUCCCAGUUCUGGAAGUUCUACAGUUUCAAAAUAUGUUGAAUUGGGAGUACUGGUGCUAUCCUAAUAACAGACCUGAUGAAGAAGACAGAGAAUUCCCUAAUCUGCGUGAGCUUAUGAUUCAUAAUUGUCCAAAGUUGUAUCAGAAACUACCCAGAUACCUACCUUCUCUGGUGAAACUUAAUAUCAAAGGGUGCCCUAAUAUGGCUUAUUCAGUUAUGAGCCUCCCAUCUCUUCUUGACCUAAGUAUUGAAGAUUGCAAUAAGAUGGUUCCAAGGAGCAUGGUUGACCUUACUUCUCUAACUACACUGAGAAUCAAGCGUGUGCCAGACCUUACAUGUCUUCCCAAUGUGUUUGAACAGUUUCCGGGGGCACUUAAGCAUCUUAGCCUUUCCAACUGCAUUGGAUUGACAGCCUUAUGGCAAAAAGGCAAUGAACAAGAAUUAGAGCCUAACGAGCUACAUUGCCUUACGUCUCUCGAGCAUUUGCGUAUUGAAUCAUGCUCGGAACUUGUAUCCUUUCCGGACAUAGGUUUUUGUCCUAAACUUAAACGACUUCAACUCAGAGAUUUUCCAUGGCUUAAGAACCUUCCUUGUUGGAUAAUGAAGCAGGGUGAACUUACCGAUUGCCUUAUCGAAGAUUUGGAAAUAGAAGAAUGUCCUUCUCUCACAAGCUUUCCAAGAGGGAUAUUACCUCCCACAUUGAAAAGGUUAAAAAUCCAAGAUUGCAUUUGCCUAUGUUCUCUACCUGAUGGACUGAUGCAAGCUGAUAACAGCAAAAAUACAUUUUGUCUAGAGAAUUUGGAGAUCAUCAGUUGCCCUUCUCUUGUUCGUUUUCCACAUGGUAGAUUACCAACUAGCCUUAAAAUGCUUAAGAUUUGGGAAUGCUUACAACUAGAGCCCCUUUCAGAUAGGCUACUGCCCAAUAAUGCAUCACUUGAAUACAUUGAUAUCUGGAACUGUCCAACUCUGAUAAGCUUACCAGAUUCUUUAAACAAUCUUAAGUGUCUGAUGGAGUUGAUCAUAGGCAAUUGUCAAUAUCUGAAAUACUUCCCAGAGAUUGAUUUGUCUCUCCCCAAUUUGAAAACUUUGAAUAUCAGUAAUUGUGCAAAUCUCAAGUCUCUACCUCAUCAGAUAUUAAAUCUCACUUCUCUUCUGUAUUUAACAAUUUGUAAUUGCCCAUGUAUUGUUUCUUUCCCUAAAGGGGGUUUGCCCCCUAAUCUAUUGUCACUUGAGAUUUGGGAUUGUGAACAACUCAAGGAACCAAUAUCAAAUUGGAACUUACAUACCUCAACCUCUCUUAAAGACUUGAGCAUUGUUGGUGGACCAGAUUUGGUUUCCAUUCCAGAUGAAAAGUGUUUGCUUCCCACAACUCUAGUUUCGAUAUAUAUCGCAAAACUCAAUAAUCUAGAAUCCCUUUCCAAAGGGCUUCUAAACUUGCCAUCGCUCGAAGAACUCGAAGUUGUCGAUUGUCCUAAGCUUCGAAGCUUGCCAAGGGAAGGGUUGCCUACAACACUUGGAAGACUUCGUAUCAGGAACUGCUCACUUCUAAAAGACCAAUGCUCGAGAGAGAGAGGAGAAUAUUGGCCCUUAAUAGCCUCCAUUCCUUGCGUGGAGAUACAAUCUACAGAUGGAAGCGAAUAAGAAACGUGUUACACCGAAUAUUAUUUCAGUCACUAGUGCAGUCAGUUAAGGAAAGAUAUGAAUACAAAGGUUUUGGCAGCCAACAACUCCAAUAGAACAAGAUACACUUUUAAGUCUUCACUUCCUAGCAACGAAUACUAAGGUUUGAACCUCCUUUCUUCAGUUGAAACGGAUCAAAAGGUGGCUUUUUUCAAAAACGACUUUUGGGUUCUUCUCCAUAGCAUGAAGUUGUCGAUUGUUACAAAAGCAAGAUAAGAAUACAAAGGUUUUGGCAGCCAACAACUCCAAUAGAACAAGAUACACUUUUAAGCCUUGACUUCCUAACAACAAAUACCAAGGAAAUAUAAGAAUACAAAGGUUUUGGCAGCCAACAACUCCAAUAGAACAAGAUACUCUUUUAAGCCUUCACUUCCUAGCAACGAAUACUAAGGUUUGAACCUCUUUUCUUCAGUUGAAACGGAUCAAAAGGUGGCUUUUUUCAGAAAUGACUCUUGGGUUCUUCUCCAUAGCAUGAAGUUGUCGAUUGUUACAAAAGCAGGCAAUAUAAGAAUACGAAGGUUUUGGCAGCCAACAACUCCAAUAGAACAAGAUACACUUUUAAGCCUUGACUUCCUAACAACAAAUAAUAAGGCAAGAUAAGAAUACAGAGGUUUUGGCAGCCAACAACUCCAAUAAAACAAAAUACACUUUUAAGCCGUCACUUCCUAGCAACAAAUACUAAGGAAGAUAAGAAUACAAAGGUUUUGGCAGCCAACAACUCCAAUAGAACAACAUACACUUUUAAGCCUUAACUUCCUAGCAACAAAUACUAAGGGUUGUUUGACUUGAUCUCAGACGAGUGUGGAGUGCUUCAAGUGUCAUAUUGACUUUCUUUUAAAACAGGAGAGCUUUUGGAAGCGAAAGGAGCGAAAAAUGAACCAUAAUCGUACAAAAAGAGUUGUUUCUAGGAUCCACACGGCCUAGGCCUUUCCACACGGGCUGGACACAUACCCAUGUGCCAACCUGUGUCGGUUUCGCACCUUACUUCCCAAACACACAGAAAAACACAAAUUUUAGACUUUUUGAGCAUUCUAAAGCCUAUAAAUACCAAUUAGAAGAAGAAAUAAGGGGGCCAUCAGAGAAGAUCAAAGAAAACACUCGAAGAACACUAACGGAAUCAACUCGGAAGUGGAUCUCUAUCAAGAUCAAAGAUCUCCGUUUAAUUUCUUCUAAAGUUUUUAUGAGUUUUUAUGAGUUUUUUUUUGCUUCUUGUCAUUUUUCUAACUUUGAGAUGUUUCUAUUUACGUUUAUGAACUAAUUCCCUAAAUACUUAGGUGCCUUUUGUUUAUGACUAGAAGAAACCUGUCGGGGCCAUUACUAUUUGAUAGUGAAAUUGAAAGUACUGCUCGCAAAAACUGUAGAGAAGCAAGGCAGAAUUGACAGAAUAUAGUACAUAACAAGAGGACAUUAUUAUUACUGAGGAGGUGGGUGAUAACCAAGAUAUUCAGCUACCUCCUGCAGUUGUUGCAGAUCUUGCUCAUGUUCCUCGUACUAUGUAUGAUUAUGCCAAGCCCACUCUAACAGGGGCUGAAUCGAGUAUUGUGAGACCCACCAUUGUUGUAAAUAAUUUUGAACUGAAGCUAAAUACAAUUAAAAUGAUACAACAAUAUGUUCAAUU